This is a messenger RNA of Myzus persicae (green peach aphid), 2861 nucleotides long. RefSeq lists its product as uncharacterized. The record is from RefSeq and is a predicted model, not a curated record. The transcript is spliced from 6 exons. NCBI's taxonomy places the organism in Eukaryota, Metazoa, Arthropoda, Insecta, Hemiptera, Aphididae. The coding region runs from base 405 to 2753 and encodes 782 amino acids.
UGGGGUGGGGAUUCGGCGUCGGCGGCGGCGGACGUCUGGACUAGGACGAAAUCCCUUAGAGUACAGAAACUCAGAUCAUUAUUAUCCACUAUCCGGGCCGUGCUGUAAUGUUGGACUUCCCGCCGGAUUAGUAUUUACGACAUUUACGUGCACAGUGUUACAGCGAAGCGCGCGGAACCGAUACGUUUUGUGUUAGUCCGACCGUUCGCGUUGUGCUUUUUGACCGGCGAACUGCCGUGUGCACGAUUAUAUUAUUUUUCGAAUUUAUACCUUUGUUUUGACGACACUCAAUUACGCUCCAGCGCCGCCGAGACGAUAUCGUUACAAUUUGAAUUAUUUUGAGACACCGAUUUCUUUUUUGAAUAUUGUUUUUUCAACGGUUUUUUUACAAAUCAUGAUUUUUUAUGGCUGAACUAAGUUCGGCGAAGCUUUUUGUAGAACCGCUACGCGCGUACAACAUACGCGUGUUAUCAAGAACCAGAAUGAAUACGUAUACCAAAAAGUAUGUCGAUAGCGUGUAUAAAAACAUCAUUUAUGACAAAUGUGAGGUUGUUUUGAUGAAACUCACUCCUGAAGACAUAGCAAAUUGUAGAUUGAGCUUAAUUAAAAACAAGGUAAAUACUAUACACAAGAAAGAUGAAAAUACAUUUAAAGACAAUAAUACAGCUAAAGAUAAUAAUACAGCAAAAGAUAAUAAUACAGCUAAAGACAAUAAUACAGCUAAAGACAAUAAUACAGCUGAAGACAAUAAUACUGCUAAAGACAAUAAUACUGCUAAAGACGAUAAAACAUCUAAAGGUGAUAAAACAUCUAAAGGUGAUAAAACAUCUAAAGGCAAUAAAAAGUCUAAAGUCGUUAAAACUUCCAAAGAUACUAAAACAUCUAAAGACAGAAAUACAUCUGUAGACGAGGAGCCUGCUAGAAAAAAACAGAAGUUGGAUGUAAGUGGAGUAGAUGUUUUGAAAUUAGUGUUAUCUCGAGAGGGUGAAACCGACAAAUUUAAAUCACAAUUUAAGUCUUCAUUAAAACCCAAUAAAGAAAUUGCUUCUACAUGUACUGAGGAGAUGCCCAUUGUAAUCGAUUGCGAAGAAUCCACUGAAUCUGCAGAGGCUACAGCUAAAAAAGUUUACCCAAUGAUUACGAUCGUGAAUCCUAAGAAAAUGAUGACACCAGAAAACUACCGUAGAUGGAUGAAAACAUUAAAUUAUGGAUCACAACCCAAACAAACAAAUUGCAUGACAAAGUUAGCAGUGGCUAAACCCUCUACAAGCGGGUCUAGCGGACCAUCAUCUUCAAAUUCUACCAAAGUCAAUGGAAUAAAACACCCUUUAAAUGGCAAAAACCAUGUAAAAGGAAAUUUGAUUGAAAUUGAAAAACUUUAUAAAAAGUAUUUUAGCAAGUCUGUACAAGAUACUAUUGUGAUUAUUGCAAAUAUACUGAAUAUAAUUUCCAUGUCAAACAAACAUCACAAAGCACGAAUGGAUGAAUCUUUUAAGAAAAGGUCGGAGGCCGAAAAACUUAAGGAAAGAUGUGAUGCCAACCGAUUACACGGGAGACAUAAAAAAAUUUUAGAAACAAAGCUAAAGAACAAUUUUAUAAACGUUGUGUCAUCUUUUGAAGAGUUGGAAUUUGACUCUGCUUUCCAAAUGUUCUUCUUAAGUAUACUAACUGUACUUCGAGUUUUGGAUCAACCAAAGUUCAGAAAAGGUAGCAUCUUCAAAAAUUUGGUACUUUUACUAUGGAAUAGUUUAAAAAACAGUGAAUAUAAUCAUCCUAAAAUUUUUGCGAUGUUUCGGUCAAAAACAUUUCGACCUGACUGCAUCGAUUUAAUAAGUCUAAUUGAAGAUAGUCGGGACAUUGAUCCCGGAGUCACCGAUCGUAUGUCAUUGUUUUUUGUGUCAACAGUCAACAGCCGAGAAUAUUUUCAAGCAGUUAUUGAUGCCGUCACCAGUGAUUCAAAUGAAGACCUUUCAUUAUUAAUUGAUAAUGCGACGUUUCAAUGUUGCAUAAAUUCGAAGUUCAAAGAUCCAGUCGAUUCACAAACUAUACUGCAUUCAAAUGUCAAAAUACCAGUUACACAAAGUAACAUAAACUCCGCUGAACCAAUUCAACACUGGUUCCUAGCCAAAAAUCCAGAUGGAACUUACCAACAAAUACCUCUGCUAAGUACUAAUAAGUCCCAAAUAAUUGGUAAUACCGCAGCAGAACCAUCAAUUGUAACAAGCCAGCCAAUAAAUAACUUCUAUGAAUCAUUCUCUUCUUCACUACAAAAAAGAACCUCUGAAUCUCCUACUUCUAAAGUGAUACCAACAAAAAAAUGUUUUGUUGUUACUUCAACUAUUACCAAUAGUCCUAUGAUUCAAGUAACAGCGACAUCACCAGAAACUGCAAAAUCAACACCAACACCACCAACAACAACAUAUGUGACUUUCAAACCGCCAAUUCUGAAUAAAAACGGUCCUCUUCAUAGAACUGAAGGCAGCACUAUUUUACUUGGUAAUAAACAGUAUCAAUUGGUUAAGGGGCCAACAGGUCAAAUGAGAGCAGUCGUCAAUGGUUCUAAUAUAUUUGUUAGAUCACCGCCACCCAGUAUCAAAUGCUACGCAAGUAAUUGUAACAUCCCUGCAACAAUAAUGUGCAGUAGCUGUACAACGGUGAAAUACUGUUCCCAUAACUGCCAACGACGUGACUGGUAUGAAAGUCAUAUAAAUGACUGUGAAAGAAUGCUGAUCAACAGGCAGCGUCGAAUCUAAGCCUUCCAUUACUUAUAUAUAUAAAUAAUUUUAAUGUGUUGUAUUUAUAUUAAAAGGUUUUUCAUGAAAAUAUUUUUGUAUAAAAAAAAAAUGGAUUGUAAUUUUAUA